Molecule: messenger RNA, 832 nt
Organism: Meloidogyne enterolobii
Lineage: Eukaryota; Metazoa; Nematoda; Chromadorea; Rhabditida; Meloidogynidae
Source: the annotation of a GenBank genome assembly
UCCGGUCAAAAUUUCUUUUAUUUGGGAAGUCAGAAACAUGUCCAAGAUUCUGGAUACUGUCGGACUUGGAGAAGAACUUUUGCUAACAAGUGAAACAUUCGCAUCGCCUGAAUUACCUGAACUUGGUUGGAAAAUCGUGUUGAAAAUUUGCAGCUCCGUUGGUUAUGUUUACCUCGAACAAAUGGGAAAACAAAACUUCAACGGUCUAGUCGCCACCAAAUACAAACUGUUCGUGGUUAACUUUGGAAGCGAAAUUUUGUUAACACGAUCAACCAAACUUUUUGAGGAUCAAACCAAAUUGGGUUUCAGAGCGAUAAAUGUUCAGCAAUUGAUGGAGUUUGAUGUUUUAAGGAUUCAGUGCAAACUUGAGGUGGAUCCUCCUUACGACAGAACCAAAAACUUUAUAGCCUCUUGUAGCCAAAUGUACGAAAACCAAAAAUUCACCGAUUGCGUGAUUUUGAUUCAAGGAGUCUCUAUUAGUGCGCAUCGCUGUAUUCUAGCAAAAAGUGUUGUGCUUCAGGAGAUGUUAGAACAAAGUGCGGACUCUAUGGAUAUGGUUCAGAAAAUCUCAAUUCCUAACGCAAAACCGGAACAUGUUCGAGGAUUGCUUGAAUUUUUGUACACCGGAGAGAUAAACAAAGGACUUUUGGAGAAUCAUGUGGAGGAAAUCUUUGUUUUGGCACAUAAAUAUAAAGUAGAAUCGUUAAAAUCUGUAUGCGAAAUGUUCAUGUCGAGCGUGAUUAGUAAGGAAUUUUUUGAAAAUUUUUUGGGGCUAUUUUUUGGGGAUCCGAAAUUGUUUAUUUUGAAGGGGCGAGGGACUAAAAAGCCUUAG